Myripristis murdjan (pinecone soldierfish) is the source of this 9686-nucleotide messenger RNA. RefSeq names its product solute carrier family 8 member 1b (gene slc8a1b). The record is from RefSeq and is a predicted model, not a curated record. The coding region runs from base 41 to 2893 and encodes 950 amino acids. The transcript is spliced from 10 exons. Lineage: Eukaryota; Metazoa; Chordata; Actinopteri; Holocentriformes; Holocentridae. Gene Ontology annotation, cellular component: postsynapse; sarcolemma; axon. Gene Ontology annotation, biological process: calcium ion import across plasma membrane; sodium ion transmembrane transport; cell communication. Gene Ontology annotation, molecular function: calcium:sodium antiporter activity.
AACAUCCUCAUCAGUCACCACCCUCAUCAUUCCGAUCAACAUGGGACGCUGGGAUCACUCCUCCUUCUUGUCCCCUGCCCUGAGGCUAGCAGUCAUCACGGUCAUUCUCCUCCUCAAGCUCCAACCCUCGUCCGCCGGUGCGCCCCCUGAGCCGAGUGUGGCCGGUUCUGUUCCCGCUGUCCCCGCCAAUCACAGCUCCUGUGGCGAAGCUGAGGUGUGCUCCAAGGGGGUACUCCUCCCUGUUUGGGAGCCGCAAAACCCAUCGUUUGGUGACAAGGUUGCCCGGGCGACGGUUUAUUUCGUGGCUCUGGUCUACAUGUUCCUGGGCGUGUCGAUCAUCGCUGAUCGCUUCAUGGCAUCCAUCGAGGUCAUCACCUCGCAGGAGAAGGAGAUCACCAUCAAGAAACCCAACGGGGAAACCACCACCACCACCGUCCGGAUCUGGAACGAGACCGUCUCCAACCUCACUCUCAUGGCGCUGGGCUCCUCGGCGCCCGAGAUCCUGCUGUCCGUAAUCGAGGUUGUGGGUCACGGGUUCGACGCCGGUGCGCUGGGCCCCUCCACCAUUGUGGGCUCGGCAGCCUUCAACAUGUUUGUCAUUAUUGGGAUUUGCGUCUACGUGGUGCCCGAUGGCGAGACGAGGAAGGUUAAGCACCUCCGCGUCUUCUUCGUCACGGCCACCUGGAGUAUCUUCGCCUACAUUUGGCUUUACCUGAUCCUGGCUGUGAUCUCGCCAGGUGUGGUGCAGGUGUGGGAGGGGCUUCUUACGCUCUUCUUCUUCCCCAUCUGUGUGGUGUUCGCCUGGGUGGCCGACCGCCGCCUGCUCUUCUAUAAGUAUGUGUACAAACGCUACCGGGCCGGCAAGCAGCGUGGUAUGAUCAUCGAGACUGAGGGCGAUCGUCCACUUCCCUCCAAGGUGGACAUCGAGAUGGACGGGAAGAUGCUGAACUCUCAUGGUGUGGACUUCCUGGACGGCCCUCUGGGUUUGGACCUGGAUGAGAAGGAUCUGGACGAGGAGGAGACCCGCAGAGACAUGGCCAAGAUCCUGAAGGAGCUCAAACAGAAACAUCCUGACAAAGAGGUGGAGCAGCUCAUUGAGCUUGCCAAUUACCAGGUCCUGAGCCAGCAGCAGAAGAGCCGGGCUUUCUACCGAUGCCAGGCCACUCGGCUGAUGACAGGUGCUGGCAACAUCCUAAAGAAACACGCAGCUGACCAAGCACGAAAGGCCGUCAGCAUGCACGAAGUUCGUUCUGACGCCGGUGAAAAUGACCCCAUCUCCAAGAUCUUCUUUGAGCCCAGUUCCUAUCAGUGCCUGGAGAACUGCGGCACGGUGGCGGUGAAUGUUAUGCGGCGUGGUGGUGACCUGGGCAAGACAGUUUCGGUGGAGUUCCGGACGGAGGACGGCACCGCCAACGCCGGCUCGGACUACGAGUUCACAGAAGGUGUGGUGGUUUUCAAGCCUGGUGAGACCGUGAAAGAGAUCCGCGUUGGCAUCAUUGACGACGACAUCUUCGAGGAGGAUGAGAACUUCCUGAUUCACCUUUCCAAUGUCAAGGUGCUGACAUCAGAAGGCGAGGAGCCUGAGGAUGCAGAGUCUGCCAAUCACGUGGACUCGGUGGCCUGCCUCGGCCUGCCCUCUACGGCGACCGUUACCAUCUUUGAUGAUGACCAUGCCGGUAUCUUUACGUUUGAGGAGCCUGUAUACCAUGUGAGCGAGAGCGUCGGCACCAUGGAGGUGAAGGUGCUCAGAACCUCGGGUGCUCGCGGUGUGGUCAUGCUGCCGUACAAGACGGUGGAGGGAACGGCUCGAGGUGGCGGAGAGGACUUUGAAGACUGUCACGGCAUCCUGGAGUUUCAGAACGACGAGAUCUUUAAAACCAUCAAGGUGAAAAUCAUCGACGACGAAGAGUACGAGAAGAACAAAACGUUCUACCUGGAGAUCGGAGAGCCUCGCCUGGUGGAGACCAAUGACACCAAAGGUCAGCACGGGGAAGAUGGGCAGAAGGAGGCGGAGGAGGAGGAAGAGGAGGUGCUGACGGGGAAAGACGAGGAGGAGCGCCGCAUCGCUGAGAUGGGCCGUCCCAUGCUGGGAGACCACGUCAAGCUGGAGGUCAUCAUAGAGGAGUCAUAUGAGUUCAAGAACACGGUGGACAAGCUGAUCAAGAAAACCAACCUGGCUCUGCUGGUGGGAACCAACAGCUGGAGAGACCAGUUCAUAGAGGCCAUCACUGUGAGCGCAGGUGAGGAUGACGACGAUGAGGAGUGCGGAGAGGAGAAGCUGCCGUCAUGCUUCGACUACGUCAUGCACUUCCUCACCGUUUUCUGGAAGGUUCUGUUCGCCUUCGUCCCGCCCACAGAGUACUGGAACGGCUGGGCCUGCUUCGUCGUCUCCAUCUGCAUGAUCGGACUGCUCACCGCCUUCAUAGGUGACCUGGCCUCCCAUUUUGGCUGCACAGUGGGCCUGAAAGACUCAGUCACUGCAGUAGUGUUUGUUGCACUGGGAACCUCUGUACCAGACACAUUUGCCAGUAAGGUAGCUGCUAUCCAGGAUCAGUAUGCAGACGCCUCCAUCGGUAAUGUGACGGGUUCCAACGCUGUCAAUGUGUUCCUGGGCAUUGGGGUGGCGUGGUCCAUUGCCGCCAUCUACCACAGCAGCCAUGGGAGGGAGUUCAGGGUGGAUCCGGGCACGCUGGCCUUCUCCGUCACGCUCUUCACCAUCUUCGCCUUCAUCUGUGUCGCCAUGCUGCUGUACCGACGGCGGCCGGAGAUCGGCGGUGAGCUGGGUGGGCCGCGGACUGCCAAGGCCCUGACCACCAUGCUGUUCGUCAGCCUGUGGCUCCUCUACAUCCUGUUCUCCUCACUGGAGGCCUACUGCCACGUCAAGGGCUUCUAAGAUGGAAAGGACAGAAGGAGAAUGGGGGGAGGAAGAGGAAACCCAUUGGAAAUGGAUGAAUAGAAUGGAUUUGGAGAUGAAGAGGGCAGGUGUUGCAUGUAAAGAUGGAUGGAAGGAAUCAUGGCAUGACUGGGAGAAAAGACAAAACAAGGCUGUCUUAUUUAUCUAUCCAUCCCUCCCUUUUUACGCAAUAUAUUUAAUGAUGGAUGGAUGGAUGAUGUACGAAUGAAGGAGCGCCCAAAAACAGAAUGGAAGAUAAAACAGAUGAAGGAAAACGCCAGGAAAGAGCAUCUUAGGAGCGAGAGAUACAGCUCAGAAGAUGAAGAAAUGGUGGAAAAAGGAAAAAACGAGAAACGCCUGAAUCAUUUUUUUUUUUGUCUUGUCAACCAGUUCAGUGUCUCCCAAACCACCUGUUUGAAAUGACCUUCGCAUAUAACAACCCCCCAACUCUGCAAACGCAAGUACACACACAUACACACACUCACACAAAUUAUGCAUCGCUAUACAGAAAUCAAACUGAGUUUUAUCGGGACAAGGAGCGCUAACAUAGAAGUUCAAACAGACUCACAUACCUGCACACCCCCGCGGUAUCCGCUCAACGCCUGUGAGUGUGUGUGUGUCCUCCUGUCUACCAACUGGAGCAUAAAACAUGGACGGCAUGUCUUCAACUACAGCAAUCCUGCUACUACCCCUCCUACUGCAACAGCUACUACUCCAACGUGCACCUAAGUCAACGCACACAGACGCAAGUGAGACAGAAAAAAAGACAAAAUAACUUUAUUGACACUGCUGUCCCAAAUGGUCAGACGGUGGUCUGUAUUAGUAUGUAUAUGCAUGAACAGACAAAACUGAAACACAAUCAGAAAAUGGAUAUAUUACUGCAACUCUUCAAUGAAAACCAACUGUGUGUGGGUGGGUGAUUGUGUGUGUGUUUGUGUGCGUGUGUGCGCACGCGUGUAUGUUGUGGGAAGAUGGUCAAGUACUGUAAGAAAUGCCUGGUAUGAAAAAGGUUGGAUUUCGAGGUCUUUGGCGCUAACUCUGCCAACCUGUAGAAACGCUUAAUAGAAUUUUUCUUUUUUUUUUUUUUCUUCGCAGGAGGGCGCAUUCAACGAAAAGCGAAACGUUCAGAAAACGUCACCGAGGAUAGAAAUGUAAAUACACAGAGCUGAACGUACAUUUACAGCUGGCGCGCUUUUCUCUCUGAAUGUCUUGGCUGCGUGGCGCGCUCCUGAACGGGCCCUCUUGCCGUUGUUUGUAGUUUGCUGUAUAGUUGUAAUGAUAUAAGGUCUAAUUUGAACCGAGAAGGGGUUAGUGUUCUUUUACCUUUAAUAAGGCUGUGUCUCAGAAGACCAAUGGCCGCCGUACCGUUUGAAACUGUUAGAGAAACUAUUAUCAUUGCAUAAAAAAAAAUCUAAGUUCAUUUUUUGUUUUUUUAAACCAGUGAAAUUGUGUUCCCUGGUUUUCAAACAAUGGGAUUGCCACCAUUAAAUGUCAGUCAUUAUGUUGCAAGAGAUUUCAAAAGCGUAGGUACCGCCUGCUGUGAAUCCUCAUGGGCUAUCUGUUCCUUCACCGCGUCUGUCAUUGGUUAUCUAAGUUGCCUCUUUCUUACUGGCUAAAGCAUCGCUCAGCAGCUUCUGUCAUUGCCCCUGUGUGUCUUAACGCACCUCCCUCUGGCUGGUCUGUGGACCAAUCAAAAAUCCUCAAGGGCUUUAUAAGAGACAACCACUAAUCCCCCAACCCUGAGCCUCGACUAGUCACUCUUUGUAUGGGUUGGUCAUUACGAGACUCCUUAACUUGAUACUUAUCCCGACUUAACAUUUCACACCACAGAGUCCAAUCAAGGCAGGUCAGCUUUAAUGCCACACCGGCUGCUUAGCUGUUAGGAAUUUGCUUCAGUGGGGGCUUAAACGUCAGUGACAGUCAUAAAACAGCAUAAAAGUACAAUUAGGAUCACCAGGACGUUUGAUAAACUGGAUAGAGAGAUCUGAUGAUCCGAAGUGCUCAGUCAGACAAGCUCGGUAGACGUUCAGGAAAGCAAGAGUCCCAGUUAAGCAUACUAUGCUCUAAUCCCUUCUGAUGCCACUCAGUAAUGUGUUUCCUACCUGGAGAGAAGUGGAGAUGGUUACAAGGGUGUUUGGGGGUUCUGAAAACACUAGGAACACUAUUGAGGGACACUACCUAACACACAUAAUUUCUCCCAAUUGUCAUGCCAUGUUGUAAACCUUGUCAAGCGCUGCGCUGGCUCUUAAACCAUUGUAGUUAUCACUUUUUGCUUCGAGGAGCAUGAACUUUAUGAACAAUAGACUUUGACUCAAACGGCUGUCCAGUGUGCAGUGAACAAGGCUCUGCUUCAAGAGCUGCAAUAUUGCCGGCGCUUGCAGUGGGACGCCAUCAGACCUGAGGCAGCAGUGGCCAAACAUGUCCUAGCGCCUUUUCCAAGCUGGUUAGCUUUCUUCCAGACACUAACUGGCUGAGAUUCUGCUCUCCCUGGAGGCCGUCCUCCUUUAAUGAUGUAGUCUUUAACAGACAAGGAAUAUCCUGAAUAUAUCUCAGUUUCUAAGGAUUUUUGGCCAAAGUCAGCUCUGUCAAACACAUAAAACUGGCCCAAUAAACAGGCCCAAAACCUAUCUUGCAGUACAUAUAUGUGGAAUAUAUAUGUUAUAUGUUUAAGACCAAUCAGACUAUCAAAGAGGUUUACAUUUCAGACUGUUAACUACUUGAUCAGCCAAAACUACAGAGAUCUCAGCCUGCACACAACUUUCAUGUAGGCCUUCUAAAAGUCCACAAUUUGUAAGCCAAGGGCACUGUACUGUAUGCAUCUGAAGUGGUCAGAAUUUUUCCUGCUGAUGUGAUGUUUUUUUACUUGAUGUGUAAUAUAACAGUAAUAUUCUAAAUGUCAUCUGUAGAAUAAGUAAUCAGAGUUAGGUAUAAUCCAUUUAAAAACUUGGCAUCGAUUUCCCCUCUUGUCACUGACAGAUGUCUACCCCUUGUGAGAGAUUAGAGUAGAGCGGAUCCAUGGAUUGUAUAAGAGUUUGGCAAAUCCAUCCAGUAAAGACAGCCAACAUGAUUCUAGUAGGCUUUGUAACAUGGCAUCUCAUAAAUAAUGCUAAAUGACCGCAUAAUAUGCCUAUAUAAAGAACCACUGCAGAGCGAUCACUGAUUGUAAAUUGCAGUAGAUAUUCAUUGAGAUGAAUUUUGAUCGCUGCGGUUUCCAUGGGCAGCUAAGUGUACACUUUAUGAAGGACACGGUUAUUUUCGUCUAACACUCCAUGGCUCUUGAGAAGUUGCAUUAACAUGGCCGCCAUGCAAUUUGGCUUGAAUUCACACCAUCAGAUGCUGCGCUGUAAGACUACAUGGUGUGUAGAGAACCUGAGGAAAUACGCUCUAAAACGGAAAGGUUCUUUGACCGUGGGACCGAAGUCUCGUCUUUGCCAAACUCUGUGCAAUCGGUGGCUCUCCUUUAGAGUAGCUGUUCUCAUGCGAAGGCCUUGGAGUGGCAGUUUACCCCCUGUUUUGCCAAAGGGAAAACUUUGUACCAGAAACUUCCUGUUUGCAGUCAGACUUUGAGGGUUUUCUAACCAAUAGAUCUUUCUUAAAACACCAAAUAUUACUCAUGUUCCAUCGACUCACCGAAGAGAGACAAAAAUAACCUUGACAUUGUUUUAGAUCUCAGCAGAACAUUUCUGCUAAAUUUGUAUCCAUCUGUCUCUUCACUGGCAGGGAGCCGGAGGUUUGUACACUGUAGAAACUAACGCUAGCAUCUGUGAAAUUAUGAAUAACAUUGUGGAAAUUAUUAGCAUCACUUCUUGAGUUGAGUCCAACAGGGUAUACAGUAUAUAUAAAGAAAUAGCUCAAUAUUAUGUUGGACUUAAAAGGUGGCUGACUUAGUUUGAGCUCGCAGUAACGUGGCUGAGUUGUUUGGAGCUAAUCCGCUUGCAGCACAGUUUGCCCGAAGCUCCUGUUUUUCAUUAAGAAGUUAGCGCUUUUUGCGAGCCGCACCUCUCCCUGUGCAUCUGCCCCGACUGAAGCUAGUCUGACGUGAAGCCGAUCACGGAUGAACAUUAGCUGGGAGCGUUGGGACCACGACGGGAAGUUAACGCUAGCUGCCAGCCAAAUAUUGGCGGGAAAUUUGGCGGGAAAGUUGUUUGACCCACUUUACAAGUGGACAGGCAGUCUCUUUCUGUCUGGCUUCUUUCUGGCUCUUGAAUUUUUGAACCGCGAGUUGCUGGCAGGGGGGAUGAAGAGGUUUGUUUCCUGCUUUGGCUUGGACUCAUGAAGCUUGGGGUAUUUGAGUCAGGGGAUUGCCAGCCUGACACUGUAAAUAUAACACUAAGAGGAAGGACAGAGUAGAUCAGUGAGCUGUAGAAUACAGUGCAGUCUUUUUUUAGUUUCUUCUGGGUUAGGGUUUGAAGAAGGGGCUGGGGGGUCAAACUGAAGGAAAAGCAUUGCACUGGUUCUUGUCGCUAAUGUGAAACGGCCGCGACGCCGUUUCGAUGUAAACAUUAACAAUGUUGCUUCUGAUGUAAAGCAGCGAUUUUGUUUUUUUUUUGGCUCUGAUGUAAACAAUAACUAUGUUGUUUCUGAUGUAAAAAAAAAAAAUGGUGUUGAAUCAGUUGUGAACCAAUAAUGUUGCUUCUGGUGUAAAGCUUGAUGACCCGUCGUCGACGCUUCGCUCACCUCUCGACUGACCGUCUGUCCGACAAAACUGACGAACGGGCGGACCAGCGAGCAAACAGACGGACGAAUGGACGGACGGGCGGACAAAACGCCCCGCACCGGUACUAGCCGAGCGACCUCGGGGGGGCGAGACGUCGCUGCGGCGAUGACAGCCCGUCCGCCGCCAGACUCAUCCGCUGUCCUUAAAAGUCAUAUUAACGGAGUGCAAUGCAAAAGGAUGGCCAUAAGGAGAGGACGGGGGAGAAAGAGGAGGAGGAAGAUAAUUAAAAAAUUGUUGAGAGGAAAAAAAAAAAAAAGAAAAACGUGAAGUUACAGCCAUACAUUGAUUUCUGGGUCAGUGAGAUUGAAAUGGACUUCUCCAGCCCAGCAUGUGUUGUUAUGGUGUCUGUCUGUCCCUCUGUCUCUCUCUCUCUCUCUGUCUCUCUCUCUCUCUCUGCUGCCACAGUAACCAAAACGGGCAGUUCUUAUUUUCUCCCCCUCCCUCCUCCUCUUUUCUUUUUCACCCUCCGUCUCCCUUUGCCAUGUUUUCCAUAUUUGGGAAUGUCAAUGUGCUACUUGUUGACACUGUGCAUGAAUGAUAACAUGUCUGUACAUAGUUAUAGAAAAUCGUAUCCCAUUCCCCUGGUGUUGACAAAAAAAAAAAAAAACUGGUUUGAAUGUUGUAUAGAUUCAGGUUUUCCGUUCGUCUUUUUACUCCGUUCCGUUACAUUUCUAUGUCCAUAGAGCUUGACGACGGUAUGGUUUGAAUUCUGACGAUUUUUUUUGUUUUGUUUUGUUUUGUUUUAUUUUGGGGUAACAUUAUCGAUUUAAUUAAAUUUCAGAGUUUAAAUAAAAAGGCAAUAUCUGCUGUUAUUGAAUGAGAGAUGAGAUCUUAAGGAGUUAUGUAUCUUAAAUAAAUCUAAAUCUAUACGGGAGUUGCAUGGGUUAUUUGUACCAAAAAAAACAAACAAAAAAAAAAACAAAAAGAAAAAAAAAACUGACACUGCUUGCUACUUCUAAUACCGUGGCUGUAUUCUCUGACAGUGGGCAAGGAAUAUGUACAUCUAAAGGUUAUUUUGUCAUUAAAGAGAUAAUAAUAUUGUGUAUAUACUGUACAGUGUUAUAAGUGAGGUGGACUAUAUGGCCGCCAUGCUAACCGUAGAGAAUUAAUUCUACAUGAUAUUUAUUUAAAGGAAAAAAAACACUCACUACACUCAAGAAUGACAUAUAUUGCCUUUUUGGAGAAGUAGUUUGCUUUAAAGCUUGUUUCUGUGUCUCUGCCUCUCUCUCACUCUCUCUCUUUCCUUUCAUCCUUCCAUCAUUUUAUCUGUCUCUCCCCGUCCCUCCCCUUUCUCCUCCACAGCUGAUGUUGUUUUUUUUUUUUUUUCCUUUCUCCGUCAUCUGUUUUUCUUCUCGGCGGGCCGCUUGCCGUGUUUUCGCCGCUCUCAAAACAAGUGAGUCAGAUUCUGAGUCAGACGGUGUCACGUGUGCCCGUCUGUUGUCCCGCCUGUCUGUCUGACACGUGCCUCCCCCUUACCUGAGACCCUCUGUCUGUCGGCGGGCCUGUGUGUCUGUGUACGUACCCGUCUGUCUGUCCGUCCUCAGUCCGUCCACGUGUCUUCACUGGGGGUCCCUCAGAACCGUUCUCAUGAUCGCUAAAAGCCCCUUUCUCUCCCUUCUUUUUCUGUCUUUAUCGAUUAUUUUUCCAUCCUCCCUGCCCCCCUUCUCUCUCUCUUCUUCUUCUCUUUUCCUCCCUCCAUCACUUCUUUCCUCUCUUCUCUCACACAAGGGUGUAGUUGGGGAUUUUGUUUCAUUGAUUUGGUGUGAUUUUUAAAAUGAAACAAUAACCGCAAUGAACAUAAUGUUGGUAAUGAUGAAGACUUUUUUUUGUCGUUGUUGUUUUUCAUUUUAAAUUAAUUAAAUUUUUUUUCUUAUUUUGCCGCUGUUCUCUGUGUGCGUGCGCGUGUGUUGGUGACUUUUUUUUUUUUUUUUUAAUUGAUUUAAUUUUUGUUGCACACCAACUGAUAGGAAGGACGUUGUUGUCUGUGUGUUGCCACUAACUGUGACUGCUAUCCAUGAUACAUGGUACUUCUGACACCAUCAAUAAAAUAAAGUUUGGGAUACCCUGUUUCAGAGA